Messenger RNA from Maylandia zebra (zebra mbuna), 1935 nucleotides. It is a transcript of the gene zpld1a, whose product is annotated as zona pellucida-like domain containing 1a. The record is from RefSeq and is a predicted model, not a curated record. Lineage: Eukaryota; Metazoa; Chordata; Actinopteri; Cichliformes; Cichlidae.
GUAGGGAUGCUGUGCAGACCACUCCAUCGUCUGUCCCAGGCUUAUGGAGAACCGCUCACUUGCUGGCUGCCAGGAACCAGGGUGCUGAAAUGGAACAUAUAUUUGUCAUUUUUUUAAUGUUUAGUAAGGCCUUUUCAGUUGGAGCUCAAUUCAAUGGAUACAACUGUGAUGCAAAUUUUCACAGCCGCUUCCCUGCUGAGAGAGAUAUCAGUGUAUACUGUGGGGUCCAGACCAUUACCCUCAAGAUCAAUUUUUGCCCUGUUCUCUUCUCUGGCUACACUGACACCGACCUAGCCCUUAAUGGUCGCCAUGGAGAUGCCCACUGCAGAGGCUUUAUCAAUAACAACACCUUCCCCACUGUUGUAAUCUUUAGCAUCAGCCUGGCAACACUUGAGUCCUGUGGUAAUUCUUUGGUGGUGUUAACUGCUCAAGGACCCAAUGCUUAUGGGAACCUGUCCCUGGUGCAGAUUGGAAACAUAUCAGGGUAUAUUGAUACACCAGACCCUCCAACCAUCAUCAGCUACCUGCCAGGUCUGCUGUAUAAGUUUAGCUGCAGCUACCCAUUGGAAUACCUAGUCAACAAUACACAGCUGGCCUCGUCAUCAGCUGCAAUCUCAGUGAAGGAAAGCAAUGGCACUUUCAUUAGCACAUUGAAUCUCCUGCUUUAUAAUGACUCAUCAUAUAUUCAGCAGUUGUCCAUCCCAAUGGCAGGACUGACCCUGAAGACACGCAUAUUUGCAGCUGUAAAAGCCACUAAUCUGGAUAGAAGAUGGAACAUUCUAAUGGACUACUGUUACACCACACCUUCUGGAAAUCCUAAUGAUGACCUGCGUUACGAUCUUUUCUUUAGUUGUGAAAAAGACCCCCAGACCACAGUGUUUGAGAAUGGGAAGAGCCAGAUGGGUCGUUUUGCCUUUGAAGUAUUCCGCUUUGUAAAGCACAAGAACCAGAAGAUGUCCACUGUCUUCCUACACUGUGUCACCAAGCUGUGCCGAGCAGAUGAUUGUGCAAUGCUGAUGCCAAUCUGUGGCAGCAGGAAAAAGAGAGAUGUCUCUGAUGGAAAGGGAUCAAAUGCUGCAUCUGGAAACGCCAUCCUGACUGCUGGGCCUAUCAUAACUCGGAGUGAUGAAAUACCAGCCAAUAAUUCUCAGCUGGCCCAUCUUAAAGCUCCAGUGUUUCACACAAAUACAAUGACCAUCGCACUCAUCUCAGGCAUGAUCAUUCUGGGUGUCAUGUGCCUAUGCUUCUUCAUCAUGUCCCUCACCCUUCUGAAAGGCAAGAGCGCUCCAGUCGGCACCCUGUCAGGAGUCCGAAACCUAACCUUCAACUGAGUACCUGAACUCACACAUUUCUCAUCAGUUCAAUGCUAACCAAGAAUGCAGAACACACGCUGUCUGUGCAUGUGGGCAUCAAAGAAUUUAACUGUUGAAAAAAAAUACCUGUUACCAGGUCUGUACAAUGAGUAUUAGUGCAGGAGUUAAGUAAAACUGGGUUUUGUGUUCCUAUCGCACAAAAAGCUAAGCCUCAGCCUGCAUAUUUUUCAUGCAGCUUUAACCCAUUAGUGGGGAUACUAAAAACUUACUGCAAUACCUCAGCUAUACAGUUUUCAUUGCAGGGUACGGGAUCAAUUAUAUGGCUUGCAGUGCAUUAUAUAGUGUAUAAUAAACAUAGCAUUUCCUGAGAGAAAUGAUAGAUAUUAGAGAGAUAGAUUUACUUAAUCAUUUAUUAGGAGGUUUUUUUCCCCUAAAUAUGUAUUUCCAUCGCUUGAUUUAAAUAUUUUUAGUUACUGUGUUAGCAAUAAACUUGAUUGUUAAGGAUAUUUUGUACAUGUGCUACCUUAUGUAUAACUUUUCCUGAUAUGUGGUUAAAAUGCAACUUGAUUUGUUCACGAAAUGUACAAAUUGUCUUCAAACGUCCAUGUUGCUAAUACUGCAC